Molecule: messenger RNA, 961 nt
Organism: Ectocarpus sp. CCAP 1310/34
Lineage: Eukaryota; Phaeophyceae; Ectocarpales; Ectocarpaceae
Source: the annotation of a GenBank genome assembly
CCCUCAAUCAAGCAACUAAUUCACAAUGGUCUACGGCAUCACCAUAUCCUUGUCUACCUCGACCCUACCCCUCCGUUGGCAUCGUAUCGAAAAUAACUUCCUUCUGGUAUGGCGGGUAUGGAAGGAAGCUUCACAGAUCUUCGAUCAACACGAGAAUCCUUGAUCUGCUGAAUGAUGGAGGCGAAUCGGUGCUUUGGGAGGUACUUGGUCGCGAUAUCAGCCAACUGGUGCUCGCUGGGCCGGUGGUGAAGAGCGGUUUGUCCCCGCUGUACUAGCUCCCGGAUGAAGAAGUACCUCAGGGCCACGUGCUUCGUGCGUUGAGAGUGCAUGGCAUUCCCGGCCACUGUCAGCGCUCCGGUGCUGUCGCUGUUGAUGGGAACCGAUCCGAAGGUCUUGAAGUUGAGUUCCGUCAUAAAAUUUGAGAUGUAGACCGCCUCUCUGGCUGAGUAGCUAAGUGCUUGAAUUUCGGCUUCGACCGUGCUUUGCGCGGACAGAGUUUGAGUCUUCGCACCGUAGCUGAUGAGUCCUCCAGCCAAAAAGAAGAGAUAUCCCGUGGUAGAUCUUCCGUUGUUGGGGUUUGCUUCGAAGGAUGAAUCCGUUAACGCCGCUAGCCGAAACUGUCCUCUCUUGUAGACGAUAGGAAGAACUGGAUUACCCCGAAGGUAUCGCAGAACGUGCUUGGCUGCUGUCAUGUUCACCUGCGCUGGGUUGCUGCAGGCCUUGGAAAGUUGUAGGGCAGCGUAGGAGAGGUCGAAUCGCGUGCACUGGGCCAGGUAGAGGAUGCUUCCUGUCAUCGACUGGUAGAUUUUCUUGUCCGUGGGUCCUAGGAUUUGGUCCUGAGGUUGAUUCGUGGAGAUUUGCGCUCCGUAUCCAGGAGUGCUCACUGGGUUGGCCUCUUGCAUUCCGAACCGCUCCAGAAGCGUGUUCACGUAGUGCUCCUGUGAAAUGGCCAGGGUUCCUU